Fragaria vesca subsp. vesca is the source of this 3737-nucleotide messenger RNA. RefSeq names its product squamosa promoter-binding-like protein 12-like. Gene Ontology annotation, cellular component: nucleus. The transcript is spliced from 10 exons. Bases 412 to 3468 code for a protein of 1018 amino acids. Gene Ontology annotation, molecular function: DNA binding. Lineage: Eukaryota; Viridiplantae; Streptophyta; Magnoliopsida; Rosales; Rosaceae. The record is from RefSeq and is a predicted model, not a curated record.
CUUCUAUAUUCUCUCUCUCUUUCUCCUCCGGCGAUCUUCCCCAGCUCUCAGUAUUCACUCCACCGGCAAGUUUCUCUCUCAAGUUUCAACCUUUUUCCAUUUCUGUACAUAAAGUUUCAAACUUUAAUUAUGUUCAUGAUUUUGAGGGAUCCUGAAUUGGGCCCUUAGUGGUUUCUGAGGUGUUAGUUCUGUAAUUCAUGGGGUUUUAGAAUCUGGGCAGCUACUGUUUUAGCUUCAUGGGUACAGAUGCACUGUGUUUUGGAUUAAUUGGGUCCCUAGAGAGACAGCAGUUGCUACCAGUUUGAUCUGUUUUGUUGAAAGUCUGAAGUUUUAUUGAUCUGAAUUAGCUGAAAUUGGGUUGAUUUGUGUGUGGUGGAGUUUGUGCUAAUUGGGAUUGUGGAAAUUUGAUCUAUGGAGGCUUUUGGAGCCAAAGGUAGAGGUUUUUAUGGCCCGGUGGCGACGGAGAUGAGGGGAGUUGGGAAGAGGAGUUUGGAGUGGGAUUUGAAUGAUUGGAAAUGGGAUGGUGAUCUUUUUGCUGCUAGUCCUUUGAAUUCUGUGCUGUCUGAUUGUAGGAGUAGGCAGUUGUUUCCGGCUGCUCCGGGGACUCCUUCCAAUGCUGGCUUGUCUAACAGUUGUUCUUCGGGUUCGGAUGAUGUUAGUCCUGGGGGGAACGAGAAGGGUAAGAGAGAAGUGGAGAAGAGGAGGCGCGGUGGCGCUGUGGAGAAUGGACAGUUGAAUGAUGAAGCUAGGUCACUUAAUCUUAACCUUGGAGGGCAGGCUUAUCCUAUUGUUGAAGGAGAGGGGAAUGCUGGGAAGAAGACAAAGAUAGCUGGGAAUUCAAAUCGCGCAGCUUGUCAGGUGGAGGACUGUAGGGCUGAUCUCAGCAAUGCCAAGGAUUACCACCGACGGCAUAAGGUCUGUGUCAUGCAUUCUAAGGCGAGUGAAGCACUGGUUGGAAAUGUUAUGCAGCGGUUCUGUCAACAGUGUAGCAGGUUUCAUGUUCUUAAAGAGUUUGAUGAAGGGAAGAGAAGCUGUCGUAGGCGUUUGGCUGGCCAUAAUAAGAGGAGAAGAAAAACACUUCCUGAUACAGCUGUUAAUGCAGGCUCCUUGAGUGAUGAAAUUGGAAGCAGUUAUCUAUUAAUUAGUUUGCUGAGAAUCCUGUCGAAUAUGAACUCUAAUAGUUCUGAUCAAGCUAAGGAUCAGGAUCUGCUAUCUCACCUGUUGAAGAGCCUUGCAAGUCUUGCUGGUACAGUUGAUGGGAGAAACAUAUCUGCAUUACUUCAGGCAUCUCAAGGUUUACCCAACACUGGGUCUUCUGUCAAGACUGCACAGCAGGUGCCAGACACAGUUUCCAAUGUCUACGAACCCAGUAGGCCUUCUGUUUCUGCCUCGAGUAUGGAUGAUUGCGUUAUUAUUGAGGAACCUCUAAGGCCUGUAGGACAGUGCCUGAAAUCACCAGCAUCAGAUAUGCAAAAGAGAGGAUUUUCAGUUGAUGGUGAUCUUGGAAGUCAAAUUCUUUCAGGUCUACAGGGCAGCAAGCCACUCCCCUCAAGAGAAAGUGCUCUGACCAAAGCAGUUACACCAGAUUAUGGGAGGAUCCAGUUACUUGAGAUUGAUUUAAAUAGUCCAUACGAUGAUUCACAUGAUGAUCUAGAGAACCUAGGGAGUUGUCACGUCCCUAUAAAUCCAGGGAUACACCACGACUCUCACAAGUCAAGCCCACCUCAGACCAGUAGGAAUUCAGACUCAACUUUUACUCAGUCCCCAUCAAGUUCUAGUGGAGAGUCUCAGAAUCGCACAGACCGCAUUGUUUUUAAACUUUUUGGAAAAGACCCGAAUGAACUUCCAUAUGUUCUGCGAUCACAGAUUAUCGACUGGUUAUCCCAUAGUCCUACAGAGAUUGAAAGCUAUAUAAGGCCAGGAUGCAUCGUUUUGACAAUUUACCUCCGUCUUGAAAAAUCCAUGUGGGAGGAGCUCUGCUGUCAUCUGGGAUCAAAUUUGCAAAAGCUUCUAGAUGCUGCCAAUGAUCCUUUCUGGAGAACAGGAUGGAUAUACACUAGGAUGCAACAUUUUGUUGCGUUUAUGUACAAUGGUCAAGUUGUAUUAGACGCACCCUUACCUCUUAAAAGCCAUAAAAGUAGCAGGAUAUCAAGCAUCAAACCAAUUGCAGUUUCUUCUUCUGAGAGAGCUCAGUUUGUUGUGAAAGGCUUUAACCUGCCUCAUUCCACAAGGUUACUCUGUGCUCUAGAAGGGAAGUAUCUGGCACAAGAAGCUUGUGAUGACUUGAUGGAUGGUGCUGAUACAACUGUUGAGCAUGAUGAGCUACAGUGCCUCAAAUUCUCCUGUUCUAUACCAAAUGUUACUGGGCGAGGUUUCAUUGAGGUUGAAGAUCUUGGUCUCAGUAGCAACUUCUUUCCAUUUGUAGUUGCAGAGCAGGAAGUGUGUUCAGAGAUUUGUAUGUUGGAGGAUGUGAUUGAGGCAGCUGAGACUGCUGACGAUAUCCAGGCAGAGCCUGAAAUAUUAGAAACCAAGAACCGAGCAAUGGAUUUCAUACAUGAAUUGGGUUGGCUUCUCCAUAGAAGUCAUGUUAAGUUUAGACUUGGUCACCUGGAUCCCAAUCUAGAUCUAUUUCCUUUUGGACGGUUCAAGUUACUCAUGGAGUUUUCCGUGGAUCAUGACUGGUGUGCUGUAGUGAAGAAACUUUUGAAACUUCUGUUUGACAGAACUGUUGAUGCUGGAGAACAUUCAUCUGUUGAGCUUGCGUUACUGGAUAUGGCCCUCCUUCACAGGGCUGUUCAAAGAAACUCCAGACCUAUGGUAGAACUCUUGUUAAGAUUUGUUCCAGAUAAAGGUUUAGAAUCUGAACAGAAGAAACAAGUUGAAGGGGAAGGCAACAAUUUCCUAUUUAAACCUGAUGGUGUUGGUCCUCUGGGUUUGACUCCUCUUCAUGUUGCAGCUAGUAUUGAUGGUUGCGAGCAUGUAUUGGACGCUUUAACUGAUGAUCCUGGAAAGGUGGGAAUUGAAGCUUGGAAAAAUGCUCGAGACAGUACAGGAAUGACUCCAUAUGAUUAUGCAUCCAUGCAAGGCCGCUAUUCCUAUAUCAAUCUUAUUCAGAGGAAAAUCAGCAAGAAACUAGAGAGUGGGCAUGUGGUUGUUGAUAUCCCUGGUACUAUUUUAGAGAGCAACAGCAAGCAGAAGCAAUCAGAUGGGCAUAGAUCAUCAAAAGUAGCUAGCUUUGACACUGAAAAGUUUGAUAUAAAAGCAUUAAUGCGGGGAGAUUGCAAGUUAUGUAGCCAGAAACUAGCUUAUGGCAGCAGAAGAUCACUGGUGUACAGGCCAGCAAUGCUGUCAAUGGUGGCCAUUGCUGCCGUCUGUGUUUGUGUGGCCUUGCUUUUUAAGAGCACACCUGAAGUUGUUUUCAUCUUCCACCCCUUCCGGUGGGAGCACUUGAAGUUUGGCUCAAGCUAAAGCUCGUUCACGUAUUACUAAUUUGUAGUAAUUCUUAGGGUUUUCUGGUGUUUGUAUGUAUGUAUAUCUGGAGCUUCCAAAAUAAUAUAGGCUUUUGGGGAUUGCUCACCGGUUUGUAUUCUUAUAUUUGUGAAGACAAUAUUGCUUCCCCUCUGGCUUAUCAUUGUAGCAUGUACGUGUAAUUGUAAACACUAUCAUAAAGUGGAUAAAGCAAGUAUUUAUUUGUUAUAUUUUACUCGUCAAAAUAAAGCGGUGGCUCCAAUUGAUUU